This is a messenger RNA of Sphaerodactylus townsendi, 2413 nucleotides long. Its product is annotated as SH2 domain-containing adapter protein F-like. NCBI's taxonomy places the organism in Eukaryota, Metazoa, Chordata, Lepidosauria, Squamata, Sphaerodactylidae. The transcript is spliced from 7 exons. The coding region runs from base 1 to 1038 and encodes 345 amino acids. The record is from RefSeq and is a predicted model, not a curated record. Gene Ontology annotation, molecular function: phosphotyrosine residue binding.
AUGGCUCUCCCAACACCGCCUAUCAAAGUGGACUCCUCCGAUCUCAACCGGAGCAAAGCUCUCUUGGCUACUGCCGGGGAGGAAUCCGGAGCGCUGCUGGAUCAGCCCCCUGGCGAGAGUGAGUAUUCAGACCCCUUUGAUGCUCAUCGAGAGACGAAAGAAGAUGGGGAGGAAGACGUGGGGUUGGAAAACAAUGGCUACAUGGAACCCUACGAUGCCCAAAAGGUGGUGGUUGAUCUCCAGCGCAAAAAUGACAGGGAGGAGCACCAGGUGAAGAAGUCCCGGAAGGGUCUACAGCUGUACGACACCCCCUACGAGGAGAAGGAACUGGAGGCUGACCCGGAGGGCGCCUCUGCCAACAAACCCCGCGAGAGCCGUCUGCCCCAGGAUGAUGAGCGGCCAGCGGAUGAGUACGACCAGCCGUGGGAGUGGAAGAAGAAUCACAUUUCUCGAGCUUUUGCAGUAGACGUUAAGGAGGCUAAAGUAUUACCCUGGCCACCGCCGGUGGGACAGCUGCCGGGUACAGAGGAACCCCUAGAUCCAGAAGUGCAGUUUGAGACCCCGGAGUGGGAACGGACAUCCUCGGUUUCCUCCUCUUCAGGGCACCUGGAGCGUUGGCGCCAGACAAAGCACCUGCCAGGGAAUUCCAAAUUUGGCCGCUCCCAAAGUCCAGAGGGGAGCCCCCCUGCGGCAGAACGUGUGGAUCCCUCGCUAUCACUGGAGAAGCAAGCGUGGUUCCACGGCACAAUCAGCCGAGCGGAGGCUGAAGCCCUCCUGUCCCUCUGCAAAGAAGGCAGCUACCUGGUACGGAACAGCGAGACCAGCCGGAACGACUACUCCCUGUCGCUCAGGAGCAGCCAAGGAUUUAUGCACAUGAAGUUUACCCGGACCAAGGACAGCAAGUAUAUCCUGGGCCAAAACAGCGCUCCUUUUGACAGCAUUCCAGAGGUGAUCCAUCAUUACACGGCCCAAGAUCUGCCCGUCAAGGGUGCCGAACACCUCUCUCUGCUCUAUCCAGUCACUGUUCAGACUCUGUAAAACCACAGUUGCUGGGAAUAGGGGAGCUGCUUUCAAUCCAAAGAGACCGGCAGGAUGAUUGUCCGGACCGCAGGGGGUAUCUAGUUGCGCCAACUGACAGACAAUCUCUCCUCUCCUGUUGGGAGAGCUGCGUGCUUCUGCUCUCUCUGAUUUUUCAAGCAAUAACAGUGCCAGAUGCUUCCUGACAAACCCCUUGGCACCCCUUCCACCCACCAAGGAGCAACUUGUCUCCAGCAGGCUAGUGGAAGAAAAUGGGGACAGUGUUCCGGGUUGGUCUAGCAACUCACCUCUUGCAAAGCUUAUGUUGUUUGCGUGAAAUGGUGGAGGAGGUGAGUUUUUGCCAACAUGAAUGGGCCCGGGGUAGAAACUGUGCGUAUGGGGGAAUUACUCCUUUAUCCUGAGAAGACGUUCCAUAUAGCCCUUGCAGCUCACCUCUUGCAAUGUGUAUCUUGUUUUUGUGAACUGAGAUGUUGAGUUUUUGCAACGAGUCCUGGAGUGAUUUUUCCCUUCUCUCCAGAGGCCUUCCAGACAGUCCUUCUAGCGCUUGUCAAGCCCAGGUUGGAAUAUACCUGGAGAUUUAGGAGUGAAGGGGAAGAUUUUGGGGAGGAAAAAGAGCUCAUCAGGGUAUAAUGCCACACAAUCCCCUUUCAAAGCAGCCGUUUUCUCCAAGGGAACGGAUCUCUGUGACCUGUAAUUCUGGAAGAUCUGCAGGCCCCUCCUGGAAAUUGGCAACCCUAGUUUGCCUUAGUGUGCGGCAGAACGAGACUCUUAAAAGGAGAUUUGGACUUAGCAGAAGCCCUUCUCCCACGACCCUGUUGUCAAAUCUUCUCACAUCCUCCUCUUCACGGUUUUUCAGUUUUCCAUCGCUGCUCGGAGGCGGGGGGGGUGGGGGGGGGAGGGCAGACUGUGCAUUUUGAUAGCCCCACACAAACCUUGUCCUAGGAAAGUGCAUUCCAGCACUCCUCCUCAACCUGCAGUAGUCUAUCUGAAUGUACACAUCGGCCUUCAAUUGAGUCCCGGGUAAGUCAGAUGGUCCAGCUAUACCACAUAGCUGCUGAGCCCCAGAGAAUGCCGUGGGGCCGGGGGAGAGAAUCUGGAGCUGGUGUUGAUUCCCACUCCCCCUGAACUUUGCAAAGCAUUGCCGGCAUGCUUUGGAGUCACGAGGACUAGGAACCUAGGAAGGUUUUCGCUGGUUUUCUGUGAUGACAUGUAAGGUUCCUGAGGAUGCAUCAAGCAUCCCUAUUUUGAACAGUUCUCUCCCCCACCCACAACACAAGCCUUUACUGGCAUAUAAAACAGGACAAACCUUUAAAACAAAACAAGGUUAAGAAAUGCAGUUAAAUGUAUUGUCGAAGGCUUUCACGGCCGGAAUCAC